AACAAAAUGGACGAUUCGGAGCGAGUAAUAUUUAAAGAAACGUAUAAAAUUAAACUAUGAAUACAGUCUAAACGAAAACAACAUAACUUUUUCAUGUUUCUCUUUUACGAACUACUGAAGUGCUAUCAUUGCUUUGUAUAAUAAAAUCAGCGAUAUUAAUGACGUUGUACCGUGGACGCACUACCAGCGCUCAAAAUAUGUCCCAACCGUGUGGUGCUUAGUCACCGCGUAAGCACUGUCUCGCUCAGUCGUGUGCUAGACGUCGAGAACUCAAUAUGCCAAAGUGCGCCGUGAAAAGUUGCAAAAGCAACACAUUAACCACCAAAAAAAAGGAUGGGGUGUCUUAUUUUCGAUUCCCAAUAAAUGAAACGGAAAGAGAAAAAUGGCGGACCAUCAUAGCCACAGAGAGAGGAGAAGAAUCUUUUAAACCUAAUAAUUCAAGCGUUGUUUGUUCAAAUCAUUUUUUGGAAAAUGAUUUUUAUUUCACAAAAUGUGGCCGAAGAAAAGUAAAGAAAAAUAUUCUUCCACGAGUUGUGAAAACUGAGAGAGAAAAUGAAGAUGAAACGGAAAUGCGAACAGACGUCAAUGAUCUAAGUACGCCACCACCGACACCAUCAGGAGUAACUUUAACUAUCGACUCACUAAUAACAUCGGCCUGUCAAAAACUUAUCUAUAAAACUGAGAGAGAAAAUGAAGAUGAUAAUAAAACACGAACAGACGUAAAUGAUCGUAGGACACCACCACCAACAUCAUCAGGAGUAACUUUAAUGGUCGACUCUCCAAAAACAUCGGCUUGUCAAAAAUUUAUAUGUAAAACUGAGAGCGAAAAUGAAGAUGAAAACAAAAUGCGAACAGACGUAAAUAAUCGACGGACACCACCACCGACAUCAUCAGUUGUAACCAUAACUGUGGAGUCGCCAAAAACAUCAGCUUUUAAAAAAUCUCUGGAAACUUGUCAAAAAUUUAUCGAAUUAAAAAAUAGACAGAUUAUUAAUUUAAAGAAGAAAAACAAGAGGCUAAUGAAAAAAUGCCUGAACUUAAAAGGAAAGGUAACAGAUUUAAAGAAGGAACUUCGGGUACAUAAACCUUCGAAGAAAACACUGAAUACUACUGUGAACGAAUUUACUAUAAUACGAGAUAUAUUAACAGCAAAAAGAAAAGUCCCAUUUGGCACAUAUCCACCUGAUCUUCGAAAAUUUUCAUUGAACAUGUAUUCCCACUCACCAAAUGCCUACAAAUAUCUACGUGAAGUAUUCUCUGAAACUUUGCCACAUCCUAAUACAUUAAUGAGGUGGCAAAAGCCUAAAACUGUCCAAUGGCCUGACCCAAAUUUCGUUAUAGUAGAGAUUCCAGAGAUUAAUCACGAUUAAAAUUGUUUGUACAUACAUUUCAAUACAUUUGUUGGUAAAGUAUAGGCCUUAAACAACAGACAGUAUUAUUAGAAACGUCCCUACGCAAAUUUACUGCCGGCCUAUUCACUUUUUUUUUUAUAUUUACAGUGUUUAACUAAAGAAAAAGUUGCAUAUCCAUCGAUGCUUUUUAAAAUGAGUAUCUUAGUAAAAAUUUUAAAAUAAUGCAGAAGUGGAUUACUAGAUAGCUUGGUGAUUAUUACUUCCAUUUGUUAAAAGCAGUUAGCGAAAAGGCCUACUGAACUGUCGACAAAAUGUGAUGCGUGAGUCAUCAUUGCACGAACGUUUAUAAAACACCUUACCAUAAUGAAUGCCUCGUUCAAUAUGAAUGAAUAUGAAAACUUACAUAGUUAUAUAAUAAUUAUGAUAUCGUUUUAUAUUUACCCUUUAGAACGACAUACUCGUAAAUGUCUGUGCCGAACGAUAUCGGUAAUAAUGAUGAUUUUGUAAGAAUAUUGAAUUAAAUAAUAUACAAACUAUUAAUAGUAUUUUUUAUUUAUCACAUUUUAAGAUGACCCUCUCUAAGCCAAUGGUUGGGAAAUCGGAUUUAAAGUAUGGAUGGCAUUUCUGUGGAAAACGGAUAAGCCUAACCAAUCUAUACGUCUUUGUGACGUCAGUACGCCACCUAUAAAACUGUGUCGUGAUUAUGGCUUACUCUGUCUCAUACGUGUUUUAUUACCUUCAGCUACAAGUCAUUGUAAAUUAGGUUUAUUGAAACAUUCAUCGAAUAAUUCUCACAAAAUGUUUAUUUAGACAUCAAAAUAUUAUUAAUACACAUGGACAGUAUGCAACUCUAUUACU
Chilo suppressalis (striped riceborer) is the source of this 2210-nucleotide messenger RNA. Lineage: Eukaryota; Metazoa; Arthropoda; Insecta; Lepidoptera; Crambidae. The record is from the annotation of a GenBank genome assembly.